AUGAACGAUCCUUUAGUCAUUAUCUCAGGAGGGAAGACGACGAUGCCGGGUGGUUAUUCGACCAAAGACCCACCCUCCAUCUGUCUUCAAGACCCGUCACCACCGGCGUCUGUUGAACAAAAACGAACUCGUCCACGUGAAAAUAAUACAGUUGCGGUGGUUAUACCUGCAGGACAGCCUCCCAAGCCACGCACACAUAGAUCGGCCAAACGCCGAUAUCGCGCGCAUCCUAGGACGUCGACGUAUCGAACAGCUUCGUGGGAUGAAAGCGAUGUAUCCGACGACUCGGAUGAUGAGGAUUACCUUGACCUAACACAGGACGACCCAGACCGUCCCACGAAACGACGAAAGCAGCUGCCCGUCACGAAAAGUGUUCAGUUGAAACCAGAAAUCAGGUCCAAAUUAGCAAGGCUGUCACUUCCAGACUUGAGUACUGUUUCGCGAGGAUUAUUCAGCUGGGACAUCUAUCCGUCAGAGAUUCUGUAUUCCUUCUCGUGGACGGAAGAAAGAGAGAACUCGGAUCAUUCUCAACGGGAAGCUGACCACAAGCUUGACCAAGAUCACGAUCAAAAUGAGAUGAAUAGCACACGGGAAUGGAAAUCUCACAAGUCCUUAGAGGAUGAGACCACUGGAAAGCCAAGGUCCAAACAACGGGAUCAUCACUUGAACACGCGAGCGGCAGGCUCUGGAAGAAACCACAAGCACAGGAAGAAGUGGACUGAGGAAGAAAAUGCUCGCUUGAAGCGGCUGAGAGAAGAGGAAAAUCUGUCAUGGUCGCAAAUAAAAAAGCACUUCCCCGACCGGACGGAGGGUGCACUCCAAGUUCAAUACUCUACCGCUCUCAAGGAUUCGGCCUCAAAGUCGUCCGCCACGGCUUUACGUGACAAUACUGGCCGAGAUGCCGGCUUCUCGCCAUCCCCAGAAACAGACUUUCAGCGUCGUAGGCAGCAUUCUCUUGACACCGCAACAGAGCGGAUGAUUCGCUCGCGGCCAGCUCGGGCUCGGCGAGCUGUGGAGCCCUACUCGCCGUAG
This is a messenger RNA of Talaromyces stipitatus ATCC 10500, 1032 nucleotides long. RefSeq lists its product as uncharacterized. Bases 1 to 1032 code for a protein of 343 amino acids. The record is from RefSeq and is a predicted model, not a curated record. Lineage: Eukaryota; Fungi; Ascomycota; Eurotiomycetes; Eurotiales; Trichocomaceae. The transcript has 2 exons.